AUGUCAGCUACAACAAUUCAUCAGUCUCGAGUUCCGAAAGUUCAUAUACCUUCGGACGCGAGCUAUCAAGCGCCUUUAGCACGUCCAAGUUCUCGUUACAAAAGUACUGUACAUGUUCUAACAUCAAAUCGUGAUAAUCAAACAUCAAAUGGUUAUCGACGUCGUCGGCCCGAUUCAGAAAUCAUUAAUUAUCCACAAUCAUCCUCAAAUAUUGUUUCAUAUCAUCGAUCACAACCUCAACAACAAAUAUCGUCUCGUUCUAAUCAACAAAAUUAUCCAAUUUCAUUAACAUCACGUUCGUCAUCAUCACAAUUAUCAAAUCGUCGAACAUCAGUAACUGAAGUGGUACCAUCGACAUCGAAUUUUUCAUCAUUACUAACACUUAAUAAUCGAUCAACUAUUUUAAAUCCGUCGUCAACCAUACAUCAAACAGAUGGCCAAUCUAUUCAAAAUAAACGUUACUCAGCUGAUGCAUCAAGUAAAUCUUCAAUAAGUUCGACUAAUGAUCAGAACACAAUAUCAAAUCGUUUAGUUAUUAUACCAAAAUCACAAUCAAAUAAUCCAAUCGAUAAAAAUCAUCAUUCAUCAUGUCCAGUUGCUUAUCAAAAUCAAAUCAAUUUAGGCACAAUAACGAUUCUAUCGGAUUCAAGUUCCGAUAAUACAAUUCUUCAUCAUUUGCCUGAUCAUAAUGAAACAACAGAUAAAUCACAACAAUCGUUACAUGAUGAACGUUUAAAUCGUUCGCCAAGAAAACCAAAUAAUAACAAUACUAAUAAUACUAAUAAUAAUAGUCUAAUUGGAUCUCGAUUAAAAUCUGUAUCAUCGUUAGAAGAAAAAAAGAAAACGCCUAUACCAUCUAUUCAUUACACAAUAGAACCCAUUGAAGUUAUCGAUGAUGUCAAUGAUGAGAAUCAUGUUGAAUCAAAACAAAAAGCAAUUCGCGAAGAGAAAAAACGUAAAGCUAAUGAAAAUGAACAAGUUCUGAUUAAUGUUGAUGAAUAUGCAUCAGAAAUUUUAAUGUAUCUUAGAAAACGAGAGCAUUCAUCACGACCAAAACCAAAUUAUAUGCGUAAACAAGCAGAAUUAACAUGGGACAUGAGAGCUAUAUUAAUUGAUUGGCUAUCGGAAGUAGCUGAUGAAUAUAAAUUAUUUUCUGAGACACUUCAUUUAGCUGUGAAUUUUAUUGAUCGGUUUCUUUCACGAAUGUCAGUAACAAAAUCAAAAUUUCAAUUAAUUGGUACCACAGCACUUUAUCUAGCUGCAAAAUGUGAAGAAGUUUACCCACCCAAUGCAGCUGAAUUUGCCUAUGUUACGGACAAUGCAUAUACAAAAAAACAAGUAUUAAAAAUUGAAGAUCUUUUAUUGCAAACGCUUCAUUUUGAAGUAUCCACUGUAACAACACAUACAUUUCUAUUGCAUUAUCUUAAAUUAGCUGAAGUUGAUGAAACUACUGAAGACUUAGCCAGAUACAUUGCUGAACUAACUAUGUUGGAUCCUGAAUGUCUGCAACAUUUAUCCAGUUUACAAGCUGCUGCCAUAUUAUGUCUUGCGCUUCACAUGCGUCAUAUUUCUCCUUGGUCGAACACAUUGAAAAAAGCAACAGGCUAUUCAAUUCAUUCAUUUUAUUCGAUCAUGGAAAAAAUCUUCUUUCUUGUUGCCAAAGCACAUGUACAUGAUAAAUGGGCAAUAACAAGAAAAUAUCGUCAUAUUAAACAUCAUUCUGUUGCUUUAAUUGAACUACCAGCAACAUUACCAUAUACUGAGACGGAUAAUGAUUCUACUCUAUGA
Messenger RNA from Rotaria socialis, 1788 nucleotides. The record is from the annotation of a GenBank genome assembly. NCBI's taxonomy places the organism in Eukaryota, Metazoa, Rotifera, Eurotatoria, Philodinida, Philodinidae.